Molecule: messenger RNA, 480 nt
Organism: Coccomyxa subellipsoidea C-169
Lineage: Eukaryota; Viridiplantae; Chlorophyta; Trebouxiophyceae; Coccomyxaceae
Exons: 4
Coding region: 1-480 (159 amino acids)
Biological process (GO): proton motive force-driven ATP synthesis
Molecular function (GO): proton transmembrane transporter activity
Source: RefSeq, a predicted model, not a curated record
AUGGCUGCUGCCAGUGAGCUGGCUGUGAAGGAGCCUGACUGGGACACCUUCUACAGCCUGGUCACAUCUGAUGAGGCCAAGCGGGAGGUUGGCAGCCUGCGCGCCCAGUUCAACGAGCUCAGGCAAAAGCUGAGCAAGCCCUCCACGGCCCCAAAGGAGAUCAACUGGGAUGAGUUCAAAGAGGUUGACGCUGCCAUCCUCGACACCUUCAAAAAGGCCUUUGCUGGCGUGAAGAUUCCCAAGUACGACGUGACAGAGGCGCUGAAGAAGGUGGAUGGCGAGUUUGAGCCGCUGUUGAAAAGCAGCGAGGAGCUGGAGGCCUACUCCAAGAAGCGUUACGAGGAAAUCCAGAAGGAGAUCUCCACCAUCGAUGAGGAGACGGAGAAGCUGAACUCGAGGACAGUGGACGAUGAGCUGGCAGCAGACCCAGAGCUGACUAAGGAAGUGGACGAGGAGAUUUCUAAGGGCAGCUACUACUAG